Molecule: messenger RNA, 264 nt
Organism: Fomitiporia mediterranea MF3/22
Lineage: Eukaryota; Fungi; Basidiomycota; Agaricomycetes; Hymenochaetales; Hymenochaetaceae
Exons: 3
Cellular component (GO): cytoplasm
Molecular function (GO): protein phosphatase inhibitor activity
Source: RefSeq, a predicted model, not a curated record
CUGACAGAGGAGGAGAGGAAACUCUUCAGUCUCUAUGGGAAGUUACCAACCCACAAGAACGUUUUGACCAAGAUCCAGAAGGACCGGAAGUACUUCGACUCAGGUGAUUACGCUCUGUCCAAGGCAGGCAUUGCACCCGAAGAGGCGGUCGGCACGGCCAUCCCCAAUCCUCAGAAUAUUCCUCAUGCAUCGUCGCCACCGACUUGCCAGGGUUUAUCCAUCUCUCCUACCAAUUCUACCAGUCCUGUGAAGGAGAGCACUCUU